This is a messenger RNA of Cornus florida, 2599 nucleotides long. Its product is annotated as putative pentatricopeptide repeat-containing protein At1g12700, mitochondrial. Lineage: Eukaryota; Viridiplantae; Streptophyta; Magnoliopsida; Cornales; Cornaceae. Gene Ontology annotation, molecular function: protein binding. The record is from RefSeq and is a predicted model, not a curated record. The transcript has a single exon. The coding region runs from base 3 to 2057 and encodes 684 amino acids.
UCAUGAUUCCAAACAUGACACUCUUUAGCAAGUUUAUUUUUGUCUUAAAUGAAGUCUCAGGUGCCGAAACAUGUAGCCAACCCAACCAGCUUCACCCCCGCGCACACAGAAGGGAUUUCUCUAAGAUGAUUAAAAGAAGUGUUGUUGGUGCUUUCUCUCUCCACAAAGGUACCCGUAUGUCUACAACUUCUCUUUUUAAGCAUUGUGUUAAUUUCUUCAUUGAUUAUCCAUUUGCUAGAGACAAUUCAAGGGCUUCGUUCCAUACCCAAACUGGUAAUUAUCAAAAACCUAACUUUACCAAGCCUGUCAGAAAUCAAUUCAUUGAUUAUCCAUUUGCUAGAGACAAUUCAAGGUCUUCGUUCCAUUCCCAAACUGGUAAUUAUCAAAAACCUAACUUUACUAAGUCUGUCAGAAAUCAAAUAAGUUUUGAGUUCACUAACCUUAAUGAUGCACUCUCACUGUUUGAUCAAAUGUCUCAAAUGCGACCUCUUCCUUCAAUUGUGCAUUUUACUAAAUUGUUAGGGGCCAUUGUGAGAAUGAAACAUUACACCACUGCAAUUUCUUUACUUAAUCAAAUGGAAUCCUCUGGAAUGGUAGAGCCAGACGCUUAUACUCUGGGCAUCUUGAUGAAUUGCUACUGCCAUUUGAAUCGGGUCAAUUUGGGUUUUUCUGUUCUAGAGAGGACUUUGAAGCUUGGUUAUGAAGUGAACAGUACAAUGCUCACCACUUUAAUGAGGGGACUCUGUAGAGAGGAUAAAAUAGGUCAGGCAGUAGAGUUGUUUAAUGACAUGGGGGCAAAAGGAUUUCGACCUAAUACGGUUUCUUGUGGAACCAUUAUAAAUGGGUUGUGCAAAACAGGGAACACCAGCGCAGCUAUUGAAUUGGUUAAGAAGAUGGAAAAGAGAAAUUGGGUAGCUGAUGUUUUUGAUUAUAAUAUGAUUAUUGACAGUCUUUGCAAGGACAGAUUGGUAGCUGAGGCUUUUGACUUCUUUUCAGAAAUGAUCCGUAGAGGCAUUUCACCGACAGUUGUCACUUACACCUCUUUAAUCCACGGCCUAUGCAAUUCAAACCAGUGGAAAGAGGCUACAAGAUUGUUGAAUGAAAUGGUUAACCAAAAAAUCAAACCAGAUGCAAAAACGUUGACUAUAUUGGUGGAUGCACUUUGUAAGGAAGGGAAGAUUUCAGAAGCAGUAGAAAUAGUUGAAUUGAUGAUUCAAAGAGGUGUGGAGCCUGAUACAAUCACUUACAGUGCACUGAUGGACGGAUAUUGUUUGCAAAGCAAAUUUGAUGAGGCAAAGAAGAUACUUGAUUUGAUGGUUGGUAGGGGUUGUGCACCUGAUGUUCAGAGCUAUAGCAUCCUGAUUAAUGGAUAUUGUAAGAAGCAAAGAAUGGCUGAGGCUCUAAGACUUUUUCACGAAAUUUCUCAGAUAGGAUUGGUUCCUAAUACUGUUACUUACAACACUCUUAUAGGUGGUUUCUGCAAUGUGGGAAAACUUUUAGUUGCGCAACAACUUCUGAAUGAGAUGCAAGCCCGUGGCCAACAUCCUAGUUUUGUGACCUACUGUACUUUAUUAGAUGGACUGUGUAAAAACCAAUGUCUUGCUGAGGCAAUGGUGGUGUUUCGAGAGAUGGAAGAAAGUGGACUGCAUCCUAAUAUUGUGGUUUACACUAUCCUCAUUGAUGGUAUGUGUAGAGCUGGAAACAUUAAAGCUGCAAGGGAACUCUUUUGUAGUCUUUCUUCCAAAAGGUUGCGACCUAAUGUUCGCACAUAUACUAUUAUGAUCAAUGGACUCUGUAAGGAAGGGUUGUUAAGCGAAGCAAACAUGUUGCUCAAGAAAAUGGAAGAGAGUGGUUGCUCACCGGAUGCUUUAACUUACAAUAUAAUUGUCCAGGGAUUUCUUCGAAACAAUGAGAUGUUAAGGGCAAUGCAACUUAUUCAAGAAAUGGUUGAGAAGGGAUUCUCUACUAAUGCGGGUACUAUGACCCUGUUAUUGAAUAUGUCAAAUAAUAGUGGAUUGGAUGAGUCAGUUUUGGAGAUGCUCAAUAAGUUUCUGUGAUCUCUGUUGGGUUUUUCUGAUUUCAAUAGGCGAAAGUUUCAAAUUUUGCUGCCUUGCAGUGUGUCUAUUGAUGCUUGCAUCAGUGUUUCCUUCAUGUGUUUGGGGUGAAAUUAUUGUUCCUUGAGAAGUAGGAAGGAGAGAACCUGAGUUGGGUGAUGUUGGGGAACUCAAGAAGAAUGCCAGAGGAAUUUAUAUGAAACUGGUUGACUAGAUGGGAUAAGGAUGGUGGCUUGGUGAAAACGAGCAAGGGAUUGUUUCUCUGAAGAACGCGUAGUUGGUGGUGAAGCAUAUGGGACUGGUGUUUCAAUGGUCCCGGAGAGACACUGAAAUUUACCUAGCAAUGUGUGCUUAUCUUAUCUGCAAGGUCAUUCUUGCCAAAGUAGUUCUACUGAGAUUUGUGUGUUCCCACUUUGUCACCUUGGAAUGUUGUGCUAGUGUUCCUCCAUUGUUAAAAAUAUUCCAGUGUUUUGGAUGUAUGCCAAUGUUCUAGCCUCUAGUUAAUCUGAUAAAUCACAAGGUUGAGUAGUUCUGUUGUUAUGUUA